UUGAAGUCAUAUGAUAACGAACCAGACUGUAUCCUACUAGCCUACUCUUCAAGGAAUGCGAUCGAAGGCUGGCUUUUAUCUUCAGAGUAUCCUCAUAAAGAUAUACUGUAAGAGGUUACAAGCAUUUUAGACAGUCACUUAAGCUUCUGAGAGUAAAACUCUCACCAUGACCUCCCAGCCAGACCUCCCCAGCCUCUCUGUGAGCAUGGACUACUUCAACUGGAACCUGCGUCUGCAGGUCAUUGGCCUUGGGUUUUGUUUCUACUUCACUGUCUUCCUUGUGUGUCACCUCCUGUCGGCGGCCCUCUGCACAACCUAUCGCUCACUGCCUGCCAAAGAGAAGGUUUUCUGGAACUUGGCUGCCACAAGGGCAGCAUUCGGGCUCCAGAGCACAGUUGCGGGACUGCGCACCCUGACCGAGGACUCAGCUUUGUUUGAGGACAAGGUGCGUGGGCAGGAGGAUUGGUCCUGGUUCAACGUGCUGACGGCCACUGGCUUCUUCCUGUUUGAGAAUGUGGCUCUGCACGCCUCUAGCGUGGCCUUUGGCAACUUUGAUGCACCACUGGCAUUGCACCACUUCUUCGCCCUGUCAGGGUUUGCUGGGGCCGUGGUGUGGGAUUCACUGGGCCACUUCCUACCCAUGGUCACCCUGCUGCUGGAGAUGAGCACACCCUUCACCUGUAUCUCCUGGAUGCUCCUCAAGGCUGGUUGGGCACGGACCUUAUUCUGGAAGGCCAACCAGUGGGUGAUGAUCCACAUGUUCCACUGCCGCAUGGUGCUCACCUACUACAUGUGCUGGGUGAGCUGGAGCCACUGGAGGGAGCUCAACGCGUACGUGGCCCUGCCCCAGCGGCUGCUCUUCUUCACGGGCCUGGCGUUGCUCACCGUGGUCAUCAACCCCAUCUGGACCCACAAAAAGACCAUGCAGCUGCUCAACCCUGUGGACUGGAACUUCGGCAACAAGCCAGCCCCAGAGAAUGGGCCCUCCAAGGAGAGGCCCAAGCAACACAUAAGCUGAAGGGGUAUCAGGGCACCGAGUUGGGGAUGUAGAGGAAGAACAAAAGUUUAAGAUAAGGCCACACAAUGGCCGCAAGCAUUUAUUUUCCUACUGACUCUUUGGAUUGGAUUUGGCUUGAGAAUUAUUGAAUGGAGUUAGUGGACUGAUACUCUUAAUAUCCUCAUCUUUACAUGGAGUUUAUAGUCACUCAAGAAUUUGGUCCAUGGGAAUUAUUUUCUGAGCUAGAUUUUCUGAGCUUUCAAAUUGGCAUUGAAAUUAUAUGACUGAAGUAUUUGGCCAAUGCUAUAUUUAUAAUUCUUUUAAAUAGAUUUUUUAAAGUUGGGUAGGUUGGAGGGGAUCAUAUUAUUUACUAUCUUCACUAACAUGCUACUAGUCUUACAAAUUGUUAGCGUGUGAUCUUUAAGUUAUUUUAAGGUAUUUUUGCAUUUGCCAGUCUGUUGGCUAUUAAUGAUAUCAACAAUAUUCCAUUUGUUACAUUUGAGAGUGUUACGUUUGAGAGUGUUACGUUUCAUGUCAUAUUUGCAAAGUUUUGUGACUGAAGCUGAAGGAAGAGGAAGGCUGUUAAUGUCAGUUGGACGAGUCAGCAGUUGGGGAAAUUAGGUGUUGGCUAGUUAGAACACAUUCAUGCCUCAUGGCUUGCCUUGUGGCUUGCCUUGCCUCUCUUGGAAAAAAAGCAGACAUGUUUUGGCCAAAAUAUUUGAAAUAUUUUGAAUUUAAAACCUUUCAUACACACAUACAUACACAGGUUAUAUGAAUAAUAUAUGAAUGGCCAUUUUUUUACUCUGUCAAAGCACUGUUUUUCCGAAUCUGCUGUCACAGAUUGCACAUGUGAUACAGCAUAAAUACACAGCUGCCCUCCAUAAUUCUCUCUGAAUGAGAAUGGUGUUUAUGCUAAUGCAAAAUGAGCUCUUGUCAAAUCUUUGGGUGUUAUUGUUGUUGGAUGUUAGACAACUCAUGCAUAUGUUUACAGUUAACAGAGUAACGUGGCAGUGGGGAUCUCGUGAGUACUGUGAAGAUUGCCGUCUGCCCUCACUGACCAUCUCUCACUAUUCAUCAUAACAAUAAUUCAGAGAGGAAAGAUAAAAUACCUUGGAUUACAAAAGCUUAAAGUGUAUGCUCAGAAAAUUACUUUUUUAAACAUGACCAUAAAGUGUUCUCAUGUAGCUGGUCCUAAUAGCAAUAUGGUAUAGUCUGUUUUACACUACCUCAAUUAAUCGAAAGGUGAAAAGAAAUCUUUUUAGUUUUUACAUAUUCCUGGCUUUGCUUUAGUAAUUGCUUUGAUACAUUUUUAGAUCAUGUUUUCCCCAAGGGAAGAAACCUUUCUCCACAUAACAGUUCAGAUGUCUGACAUCGUUGAGUUGCAUAUUAACAGCUGACACAGCCAGACUGGUCCCCUUUGUUGCAUACUUAACUAAUGAAUACCUUUGUGGAUGCUGCUAUCAAACAUUUAAUCUUCUCCACUCAACCAUUAUUUUCAGAUCCCACAUGUAUGUCACCAGUUGCUAGAUACUAAUUAAAUCUGGGUGUGUAAACUGACCCAGGUGCCCACACUGUGGAUUGUCUCUAAGAAUGGCCCCUGCCCAAACUGUACUUGGCUUUCUUGUGGCUUUCUUGUGUUUCUCAUCUGUGUUUGGGUUUUAUAAGUGUGCCUUAUCUCUAUUCAGAUCGCCUCAAGCCCUCUGGGAGUUAAAUCCUUUUGUUGUAGUGUAGUAAAAGGAAGUAAUUAUAUUGCUAUAUUGUGGCAAGUGAGUCAUUGGAACUGCAAAUGUUGUAACUGUUGAACAUUGGCAACACACACACACAAACUAACAUUGACGUUGUGUUUAUCCCCCCAAAAUGGAUACAAGUGUGCAUACCGGAUCAUUUUCUGGACAUUGACAAAACUAUUAAAACUUACCCUUUUUAACA
This is a messenger RNA of Alosa alosa (allis shad), 2926 nucleotides long. It is a transcript of the gene cln8, whose product is annotated as CLN8 transmembrane ER and ERGIC protein. The record is from RefSeq and is a predicted model, not a curated record. Lineage: Eukaryota; Metazoa; Chordata; Actinopteri; Clupeiformes; Clupeidae. Gene Ontology annotation, cellular component: endoplasmic reticulum; membrane. Gene Ontology annotation, biological process: lipid homeostasis. The transcript is spliced from 3 exons. Bases 167 to 1018 code for a protein of 283 amino acids.